Molecule: messenger RNA, 783 nt
Organism: Thermothelomyces thermophilus ATCC 42464
Lineage: Eukaryota; Fungi; Ascomycota; Sordariomycetes; Sordariales; Chaetomiaceae
Exons: 1
Coding region: 56-637 (193 amino acids)
Source: RefSeq, a predicted model, not a curated record
GGCGAACCAAACGAGCAAGCAACAGAAGGUGCCCGCACAACAACAGGUGUCCCCGAUGUUUCCUCCUCAGCUACAACCCAUUCAGCCCACACCCGCGCCUCAGUUUGCACCUCAGGCGGCCCACGUACCGCCGCACUUUUUGGUGAUGCAGCCUGGGCAGCAAGCUCAGCAGGUUCCUAUCAUGCAGCCGCAACAGCAACAACAACAACAACAGCAGCAACAACAGCAACAGCAGCAGCCCCUAAUGUGGAAGGCCAACACUGGAAGGGAUCCCAAUCCUCGCUUUCCGGCCCCACACCGCAACCCGAACCAGUCGUUCAUGCCCCCGCCUGAUGUGAUGCAAUCGAUCAGGAAGCAGGACCUGCGGCUUCAGCAGCCGAGCCAUGUGCAAAGCCCGAGUCCAGGCCAGGGGCAGGGGCAAGCUCUCCCCCGUUUGGAUGCGGCCACUCACGGGGGGAGCUCUCAGGGAGCAAGUGAGGAGGUAAAGGCGGCGAAUAAUAAGACCGCAGUUGCCUCUGCGGCCGUUAAAAGUGAGCAUGAAGAGAAGGCAAGCGGGUGGGGAAAGACGAACGGCGGUGUUUCUUCUUCGGAGUAUGAUGGUUCCGGAUGGGGGGACGAAGAAGACGGGCAAUACUGAGAGGGGAGGGGCUCAGAGUCUAUUUGCGCCAAGGAUGAAACGAGGCCGGCAGAUCUUUCUGGACCGCCGCACUUUCCGGAAUGGUUUCACCAUAUCCAGCGCCGGAGCAGGCAGUGGCGAUGGAUAGGCGGGUCAUCUUACUUGUG